Messenger RNA from Naumovozyma dairenensis CBS 421, 1062 nucleotides. It is a transcript of the gene MRPS35, whose product is annotated as mitochondrial 37S ribosomal protein mS45. Gene Ontology annotation, biological process: mitochondrial translation. The record is from RefSeq and is a predicted model, not a curated record. Gene Ontology annotation, cellular component: mitochondrial small ribosomal subunit. Gene Ontology annotation, molecular function: structural constituent of ribosome. Lineage: Eukaryota; Fungi; Ascomycota; Saccharomycetes; Saccharomycetales; Saccharomycetaceae. Bases 1 to 1062 code for a protein of 353 amino acids. The transcript has a single exon.
AUGUUGUUGGGAGCAGAACCUUUAGGCACAAGAUCCAUGGUAGCCGUCAACAUAUUACAACAGACAAGAAAUAUAUCACGAAGAAGAAUAGCAUACCCAUUCUAUCCCUUCAAGAGAUUAACAAAACAGAAUCCCAAAAAACAUGAUACCAAUUUGAAAUAUGCGAUGAGGCAGUUUUUAGGACCCAAGAACUAUAAAGGAGAAUACGUCAUGAAUAAAUACUUCAGCGUUCCCAGGAAUCAUGUCCCAAAUUAUAUUAAGCCUAACGUUGAAAGAGGUCAAACUUUAAUCAAUCCAAUCACAGGUAAGACAGUGAUACAAAACACAAAUGGUAAAUUUAUUGAGAUUCCUCAACAAGAACAAUAUGAUGGAAGAGGCAAUAAUCCGAAUUUCCGUUUUAAUCCUGAUAAAGAAUUACAACCAUUCCCCUCGAAUCCUCAUUGUAAGACGAACUAUAUCAUAUCAGAUGAAUUGAAAGGUGAGAUAGUGAAUAUGAUCUCCAACGAUGGUUUUUCCACACAACAAGUGUCUCAAAAACUAGGUAUAAAAAUUCCAAGAAUCGAAGCUAUAUUAAAGUUGAGUCAAAUCGAAAAAAAAUGGGAAGCACAAAAUAGGAUCAAUUCAAAUUUAAAGGAGUUUUCAAAUACAAUGUUUAAUAUGUUCCCCAUUUUCAAACCAGAAAUUAAGAGGGAAAAUUUGAGUGAAAUCCCUGUCCCUGAAAAGACGUUGUCUUCCAGAUUCGUUACAUUAUCUGAAUCUGAACCAUUUGGUCCUGUAGAUGCUGCUGAAUUAUUAGAAUUAGAACCUGCCGUGAAGACAUUGGAACAGUUAGCUACUACGGGCGAACAUUCUCAAGGCCAUUUAGAAGUCUUACAGAAUAAAAAACUUAAUAAUAAGAAAAGAAUUGUAUUGGGAGAAGUUAGAGAAGGUGAUAGAUCAGUUUUCAAAUUCGUUGAUUCUAAAGUGGGGCAAGUUGGGUUUAGAUAUGGUGCUGGUAACAGAGAUAGUAAGAAGGAUCGUAAGGUUGGAUUCAACGAAGCAGGACAAAUGGUUUAUAUAUGA